Messenger RNA from Pyricularia grisea, 1050 nucleotides. RefSeq lists its product as uncharacterized. Lineage: Eukaryota; Fungi; Ascomycota; Sordariomycetes; Magnaporthales; Pyriculariaceae. Gene Ontology annotation, molecular function: S-adenosylmethionine-dependent methyltransferase activity. Gene Ontology annotation, biological process: mitochondrial respiratory chain complex I assembly. The transcript has 2 exons. Gene Ontology annotation, cellular component: mitochondrion. Bases 1 to 1050 code for a protein of 349 amino acids. The record is from RefSeq and is a predicted model, not a curated record.
AUGAGGCCGCAUAUGCAGAAGAUAUCGGCGUUUUCGAGGAACGUUCGUGUGCAAAGUUGGACAAGACGCUCAUACGCCUUCCAGGCCGCUGGCGGGCCCGUCUUUGAGGUCUUCAAUAGAAGGACAAAAUGGUUACAAAAAGAAAGAGCUGCGUCCAAUCCACAACUGAGCAGACAGGCAGACUAUCUGAAAGAUGAAGUUGCCGUCCGGUUGUGUGAACGACUAUUGGACAUUAAACGCCAAUUCCCAAAUGUUCUGGACCUGGGAGCCAAUGCCUGCAACGUUGCCAAGGCAUUGACGCGAGAGAACCCAGAUCCGGAUCCGGCGAAUCCCAUAUCCCCUCCGAUAGCCACGCGCAUGUCCAAACUCACCGCUGCUGAUUCGUCACGGGCCAUGUUGUACCGGGAUGCUGACGAGCCUUGGAAUCGUGAGAUGGACAUCUCCCGCGUGGUCCUGGAUGAUGAGGAGACUCUCCCAUUUGAGCCGGCUACUUUUGAUCUGGUGCUUAGCAACCUGAGCAUGCACUGGAUCAACGAUCUCCCCGGCGUACUCGGACAGAUCAAUAACGUCCUUAAGCCAGAUUCGCCCUUCAUUGGCGCGAUGCUUGGCGGUGAUACUCUGUACGAGCUGCGGACGUCUUUGCAGCUGGCCGAGCAAGAGCGUAGGGGAGGCGUGUCACCGCACGUCUCGCCUCUGGCCGAUGUCAAAGACGUUGGCGGGUUGUUGCAGCGUGCCGGGUUCAAGAUGUUGACGGUGGACGUGGAUGAUGUUAUUGUCGACUAUCCGGACAGCUUUGCCCUGAUGCAGGAUCUGCAGGCCAUGGGCGAGGGAAACGCCGUCAUCGGGCGUGAAAUGGGCGCCAUCAGUAGGGAUGUGCUUCUUGCCAGCGAUGCCAUCUAUCGGGAGUUGCACGGAAACGAAGAUGGCAGUCUUCCUGCCACCUUCCGAAUAAUUUACAUGAUAGGCUGGCGGGAGGGGGAGGGCCAACGGCAACCUCUCCCUAGAGGCAGUGCUCAGAUAAACCUCAAGGACGUCCUUGAGACCAAAUAA